Messenger RNA from Batrachochytrium dendrobatidis JAM81, 861 nucleotides. RefSeq lists its product as uncharacterized. The record is from RefSeq and is a predicted model, not a curated record. The coding region runs from base 1 to 861 and encodes 286 amino acids. Lineage: Eukaryota; Fungi; Chytridiomycota; Chytridiomycetes; Rhizophydiales. The transcript has 2 exons.
AUGCCUGUUAUCCAAAUCUGUAUUUCUCAAAUUUUUCUGCUAUGGUAUGCUCCAAGAGCUCCAAAAGACAAUUUUUACAUCAAAAUUCAGUUUUAUAUUGUUACUGCAAUCAGUCUUGCCAACGUGAUUGUUACGCUUGCAUUGAGCAUUGUAAGGAGUCCGGGUAUGAUGCGAAACUUUUUUUUAUCGACUACUAUUAUUCAGUUUUUGGCAGUGUUCAUUGAUCUCGCCGUUCCACUUUGGUUUAUUUUAACCAACAAGCGCUAUGCAGUAAUGGUCACCAAGUACCGUCGCUAUCGAUCAAGCAAAAACUCAAAGGGAGUGACAUCAGGCGAGCUUGAUAGCAAAUCAGUAGCCCAAAGUUUGAUGCGCUCUACUCAAGUAACAAGUGGGGAGAUAAUAUCUUCCACUGAAACAGGUUCAAAACCGGAGCAUUCUCAAGUUGGCAAUCCAACAUACAAUCUCCAUUGUAUUCUUGAAAAACCAUCAACGUACGCAGCAUUCUGCACUUUUCUUUCACGCGAAUUUUGCAUGGAAAGUUUACUGUUUCUUGAGGCUGUCCAAAAGUAUAAGAACGAGAUCAAGGAAAACUUCAACUUGGCUUUGGUCAAAAGUCUUUCGGAUAAAAUCCGUGUAGAUUUUAUUGAGCCAGGCGCCAUCAACGAAGUCAAUCUUCCAAAAAAGAUCACAUCAAAAGUAGACGAUACACUCAAGGGAAUCACGGAAGGAAAUAUCCCAUUAGAAAAAGCUAAAAAGAUGUAUGACCAUGCUGAAGAGCAUAUUGAAGAGAUGCUGAUUCUUAACCACUUGCGCAAGUUUCAGGCCAGUGCCCUGUACCGCAAUGCAAAUGCCGUCGUUUAA